Molecule: messenger RNA, 1180 nt
Organism: Physella acuta
Lineage: Eukaryota; Metazoa; Mollusca; Gastropoda; Physidae
Product: mitochondrial import inner membrane translocase subunit Tim10
Biological process (GO): protein insertion into mitochondrial inner membrane
Cellular component (GO): mitochondrial inner membrane
Source: RefSeq, a predicted model, not a curated record
UCAAGGGAGGUCACCUUGUUUACUUCCUGCACGUGGAACACUCAUAACAACAAAUCUUUGUAACGCAAGUCGUUUUACUGUUGCUGUAUCGUCGGAUAGAAUAAAACUUUAAAAAUGAGCCAACCUGAACUGAGCGAUGCCGCAUUAAAAUUUGUCAAUGAAUUAGAAAUGGAAAUGAUGGUUGAUAUGUACAACAGAAUGACACAAGCAUGCCAAAGGAAGUGUAUACCAGCUAAAUACAAAGAUCCUGAGCUUUCAAAAGGUGAAGCUGUCUGUAUUGACAGAUGUGUAGCCAAAUAUCUUGAAGUGCAUGAUAGGAUAGGAAAAAAACUAACUGCACUUUCCCAGCAAGAUGAAGCAACCAUGAAAAAGAUGCAACAGCAAGUCCAACCAUCAGGAAAAUAAGUAUUCUGUGGUUUAUGAACAGUUGCUACCAAUUAUAUUAUUAUUACAAUACCACAUUGCAAGCCGUUAUGACAUUCUGUCAGUGCAGUAAUAUUUUUGAAGUACCUUCUACAUGAUUAAAGUAAAAUCAAAUUGACAGCUUUACCAUUAGCACAAGUCUUUAUCUUGAAUCUCCAAAACUAAUUACUAGAGCUUUUUUAUAUUGGAGCUGCAAAUUUCAAACUGAAGUUUCAGAUGUUUUAAUUUAUUUUUCAAACAUUGUGUGAUGUUUUAAAGAUAUGUUAGGCAGUUGUUUUAUAUUUGGUUCUUAGUGAGAAUACUCAUGGCAUGCAUUUUCAGUACUGCAGCUAUGCAUAGUCCUGUGUGACAUUUGUUAAUGCUGAUAGGUAAAAAUAGAACCUGACCAUAAUUUAUGAUUUUAAGAAUUUUUUAAUUAUUUAAUUAUUUAAAUGGAAGUGAUAGCAUUGGUUGAAGUAACUUUAAAAAGAAUGAUUGGAAGUAUUUGAAGUGUGCAUACUUCUGGAGCUCGUGGUGAUUUAUAAUAUAAUAAUAUUAUAUUAUUUAUGUUAAUAUAAUUACCGUUAUAAGCCUGUAUGUUUUGAUACCAGAUUUUUUUCAAUUUGAUUAUUUUAAAAUGUAUGUGUGGUAGACUUUCACUGUUGAAGGUAUGAGUGGUUGUUAUCAGUGUGAUAUAGAUGAGACCAUUGUUAACUGUGCAUUUUAUAUUAACAGAACAUUUUAGAAAUGUUCUGAUUAAUAAAGUUGGAUGUGAAUA